CGGAAGGGGAGAGGAGCCGACGUGGCCAAUUCGGGCCAUACACUUGAGCCUUGCAGAUAUUUUGUGCCAUAUCUUUCUGUAAUAAUUACGAUUUCUAGUAGCCAUUGGAUGGGAAGGCGGUUAAAGGGAGACUUUGAUUUUCCACCGUCGGAUCACUGCACCACCAAAUAUGGAAGAGAUAUUUUUAUUUUUUAGGGAAGAAAUUGGUGCUGUGUACUCUUGAGUCUAGACAGACAGCAUAAUCUUUGCUUUUCUUACGAUUUAUCUUUCGAUUCGGCUGAGAGCCCAUUAUAGGGAAAGUACUAGGUUUAGGUUUUCCAGUUAAGGAAAAUGGGUGAAGUAGUGGUGAGCGGCGACGGCGGCGCCGCCGCAAUGGAACUGGAAACAGAGGAGGUGGAAGUGGUGGAGGCGCCGGCUUCCGCCGCCGCCGCAUCGGCGGUGAGGUGGGAGAGAUUCUUGCCGAAAAUGGUGCUCAGAGUGUUAUUGGUGGAAGCUGAUGAUUCUACAAGGCAGAUUAUUGCCGCUCUUCUCAGAAAAUGCAGCUAUAAAGUUGCUGCAGUUCCUGAUGGUUUGAAGGCAUGGGAGGUGUUAAAAGGAAGGCCAAGAAAUGUAGACCUCAUAUUGACAGAAGUUGAUCUGCCAUCAAUCUCUGGAUAUGCUCUUCUUACCCUAAUUAUGGAGCAUGAAAUCUGCAAAAACAUUCCUGUUAUAAUGAUGUCUGCACACGAUUCGGUUAGCACAGUCUACAGAUGCAUGCUGAGAGGUGCAGCGGACUUUCUUGUCAAGCCCGUGAGGAAAAACGAGCUGAGGAACUUGUGGCAGCAUGUAUGGAGGAGACAAGCUACGAGCAAAAGCGGGCAAGGACCUGGUGAUGAGAGCGUUGCGCAAUUGAAGGUUGAAGCGACAGCUGAAAACAAUGGUUUUAGUAAUCAUUCGAGCGGGUAUAAGGCUUGUAUUGAAAGGAACAGAGAAUGCAUUGAAAAAGGAAGUGAUGCUCAGAGUUCUUGUACUAAGCCAGAGAUGGAGACUGGGGAAGAAAACACGAAACAUAUCCAGGAAUUUGGACAGCCGGAUUGGAACAAACCUCGUCCAGCUGAUGCAGAUAUGCAGAAGGAAGAGCAAAAUCACGAUGCAGGCACGAAACUGAGGAAUCCCAGCGAUCAAGUGGAAGGCACAGGCUAUAAUGCUGCUACAGUGGCGAGCGGAGAAGACAGGAGUUCUAAUGAGAAUUGCUGUCAUCCUCAAGUGAUUGGUCAAACUUCUGAUGAAGAUCCUGCGAUCAUGAAUUCUUGUAAACGCGCCAUUGAUUUGAUCGGGACCUUUGAUAAUCAUGGAAUAUGCACUUACGUUUCUGGCUCGAAUAUUAGUGCGAACAACAAGGUUGAUUCUCCACCCCUGCUCGAGCUUUCCUUGACAAGGUAUCCUAGUGGCUCUGUCAACCAAUUUCCAGAUGAGAAGCACAAGUUAAACCAUUCAGAUGCAUCAGCCUUUACUCGGUACGUGAGCAAGGGGGUGCAGCCCCGAGACUUGAUAUCCCCAAAGAACAAAGAAAGCGAAACCGACUCUGAUAAGCGCUUGUCUGUUCACAACCUCGAUUACAAUUCUGACACUCAUGGUCCAACAGCGAGCUCUCACAGACUUGUUCCACCGACAAAUUUUGAAUCUGGACAGGCUGAAACUCGACUUCCAUCCCCCGGGCAGAGAGUAUUGAGUGCCCCGAUUCCAGUAAGAGGUGUGAGGUUUGAGGGGCUAAGUAAUGCCUACAGCUUCAUGACAUCUCCGAUGCAGAGUCCUGGAUCGGCUGGCCAUCAGAAUUCUCCACGUCAGGCAAACACAUUUCAUCGCUUGAAUCAUCAAACUAUAAAUUCUCAGCAGCGUCACAGUGUAAUUGAGCAGAAUGUCAAUACUGUCUCCACUCAGACCGAGUACAAACAAGGUUAUCAGUCAGAACCUGACCGGGGACAUUUUUCUUCUGCUACUGAUCAAAGCGCAAAUAGCAGCCUGUGCAACGGUGUUGUUAACUGCCAUUACACUGGUGAUGGGAGCAAUGGCAGAAUCCCGGUUACAAUGAUCAAAUCUACAGCAGAGUAUAGGAACGACGAAGCUUCUGUUGUUCAAGAUGCAAACUCUCAGAGGUCACAACGAGAAGCUGCACUCAACAAAUUUCGCUUGAAGAGGAAAGACAGAUGUUAUGAGAAAAAGGUAAGAUACGAAAGCAGGAAAAAGCUUGCAGAGCAGCGUCCACGAGUGAAGGGACAGUUUGUUCGUCAAUUGCCAAGUGAACCACCACCAGGAGACACAUAAGCAGGUUAGCAAUACAAAUCAUCAGCGCAGCUUGUUUCAAUGAAGGAGAGAACAGACCAUAUAAUAAGGCAGUCCAGCUCUUGAAACUCCCUGUCAUGCCAGGUCUGGGGAAGGGCAGUUACCACCCUCGAUGUUAUAUAACGACGACAGCAUGUACUUAUUUGGAGUUGCCAGAAUAUUGUAUAUUUGUUUUGCAAGGGUUCCCAUGGCAGUAUAGGUUUGCUGUAUAGAUGAGCUUUCCGAUUGACACAUAGGCUAGCCUCUAGUUAGAAUAUGGAUAUUGUCGUUGGAGUUGUUCUUUCAUUCCUUGCUAACUUGACUACUGCAUGUAACUCUAAUCUGAUGAUGUAUCAUACUGAAACCUUAUAGAUCAGCACUUGUUAGCCAGAAUUUGAACAGUUAUAUUUGUUUUGUCAAAAUAAAUAAGAAAGAAUUGUCUUUUCCA
Molecule: messenger RNA, 2749 nt
Organism: Ipomoea triloba (trilobed morning glory)
Lineage: Eukaryota; Viridiplantae; Streptophyta; Magnoliopsida; Solanales; Convolvulaceae
Product: two-component response regulator-like APRR5
Exons: 8
Coding region: 331-2304 (657 amino acids)
Biological process (GO): cytokinin-activated signaling pathway; phosphorelay signal transduction system
Molecular function (GO): protein binding
Source: RefSeq, a predicted model, not a curated record